UCAACUUGAAACAUGAAAAUAAAUUUGGUUUUCGUAGCGGUCUUCAUGUCAUUUCGAAAAUCGGAUAGUGCAAAUUUGAUUGAAACCUAUCUUGAUUACUUCCAAGAUGUUUACUUCAACACGAAUUUGUCUGGCGUAUCUGAAAAAUGUAGCAGAAUAUUUAUGGGGAGAAAUUUCUCACAAACAGUAUUUUUUGAUGCAUCUAGUAAAAUUCCGGAUGGAGUCGGUAAUGGAAAUUUUUUCGAUUUAGGAAAUUUCGAUCAAUGCUAUAACCAUGUCGAAACCAUCAAUGAAGAUAGUCACUUGGGAAAAUACUGUCUGGGAUACAUUGGUAUAGGAGACAGCAAAAAUUUUCCACUCGUUCAUUUGAAAUUUGUGCGAAAUGAUACGUUUGGUAUGUACACUGGAUUUUGUUUGAGCAAUCACUGUACAUUGAAGGAUUUUUCGAAGAUAUUCUACAAACAUAAUUUCACGGAACGACAAUGCUAUUCCAAGGACACGGAAACGGAAAUUUCUGUUGGUGGCUGGAUAACUAU
Molecule: messenger RNA, 536 nt
Organism: Leptinotarsa decemlineata (Colorado potato beetle)
Lineage: Eukaryota; Metazoa; Arthropoda; Insecta; Coleoptera; Chrysomelidae
Product: nose resistant to fluoxetine protein 6
Molecular function (GO): acyltransferase activity, transferring groups other than amino-acyl groups
Source: RefSeq, a predicted model, not a curated record